Messenger RNA from Colletotrichum fioriniae, 663 nucleotides. RefSeq lists its product as uncharacterized. NCBI's taxonomy places the organism in Eukaryota, Fungi, Ascomycota, Sordariomycetes, Glomerellales, Glomerellaceae. The record is from RefSeq and is a predicted model, not a curated record.
AUGUCCUUUUCUUUCCGCCACUACCUCGCCGCUGGCAUCCGUGGCAUGCGCGUCGCCACCGGCACAUCAUACGAGGAUAUUUUCGAUCAACUCUUCCAAUCUCUCAACGUUCUCCGGCGGGAAGCCGCCCAAAGUGGUGACAUUCGGCCUUACUCUGAAGAAUACUUCCCAGACGACAUCUAUGACCCGCCAAGCCCCGAGUACAUCAACCUCACUGGUGUACCCAGCCAUGUCUAUCCCAGCCCUGGCCCAGCUCAGCCAGGACACCAGGUCAAUAUCCCGAUUCGCCUGAGUGCAACUCCUCAGCCCACUGUAUUCGUUCAGCCCACCGUUUACACUACCGAUCCCAGCGCCCCUAUUCCGGCUGUUCAUAACCCCUCGCCUGAGCCUGUCUACAACCCGCAUACGGAACUGCCGAGGAGGAAGGGCGACGAGGGAGACAAGCUCUGGCCCUGCGAGUACGACAGCUGCGAUGCCUCGUACACCCGCCGUAAAACGUUCCUUGAUCACAUGGUGGUUAAGCACGGGUACCCAGCACCGCCCAAGAGACCUUCUCGACCCAGAAAUCCAGCCAAUGCUACUGCUUCCAGUAGCGGACAGGCGCAGGCUGGUCCUUCCGGAUCCGCUCCUCAGAAUGAAGAGGAUGUCAACAUGGAGGACUAA